AUGUCAGCUGCAGGAGCCCCAAACACGUCGGGGCGGAUGCAGAAGGAGGGACGCGCGGGGCCGGCGACCUCCGGCGAGCCCCAGCGGGAGGGGCGCUCGCGGGCUCACGGCUGGAGGGAAAGCAGCCGUCGUGACCGCCGUCGGGGUGGGGGAGGACUGCCAUGCCGCCACAACCGAUGUUGGGGUCGGAGCCCAACCACGUCGGGGCAGAUGCAGAACAAGCGACGAUCUGGACGCGUGGCAGAAUCUGAGAACUUCCUCUGUCGUCGCCCGCCGCAACUCCGUCCACCAUCGGUCGCCGGCUGCGCUUCCGCCAGCAACGCCGGAUUCGUUGGCCCGUAUGCGCUGUCGGAACAAAAGGGAAAAGAAGCAGCGUUGGGAGUGUUGGCCGCAACAUUGGAUGAGGGGAGGGGGUGUGCUGGGCCGGCCCAUCGCGGCCCAGUCGCUUCUUAG
Molecule: messenger RNA, 453 nt
Organism: Miscanthus lutarioriparius
Lineage: Eukaryota; Viridiplantae; Streptophyta; Magnoliopsida; Poales; Poaceae
Source: the annotation of a GenBank genome assembly